Messenger RNA from Penicillium chermesinum, 1623 nucleotides. RefSeq names its product MDR family MFS transporter. The coding region runs from base 1 to 1623 and encodes 540 amino acids. Lineage: Eukaryota; Fungi; Ascomycota; Eurotiomycetes; Eurotiales; Aspergillaceae. The transcript has 6 exons. Gene Ontology annotation, biological process: transmembrane transport. Gene Ontology annotation, molecular function: transmembrane transporter activity. The record is from RefSeq and is a predicted model, not a curated record.
AUGGAAAAUACCACUGAAAAAACUGACGUUGUGGCAGCCACGCCGGAUGAACUCAGCGAAAAUCUCAGCGAGCGCUCGUCCUCGACCGAGUCUAAAGAGGAGGACGUGCAAUAUGUCGGUCACAUGAAGUUCUCGCUGAUCUUUAUCGGCCUUUGUUUGUCUGUCUUCCAGGUCGCAUUGGACGAGGUCGUUCUAGGAACCGCCGUGAAAACCAUCACCGAUGAAUUCCACUCACUUCAAGACACCGGCUGGUAUGGCUCGGCAUACUUGUUUACGGACUGUGCUUUCCAAUUGAUAUUUGGGAAAUUGUAUUCGAUCUUGCCCGUUAAGAUCGUCUAUCUGGGAGCUCUCUUGCUGUUCGAGGUCGGUUCAAUUGUUUGCGCCACGGCUCCAAACUCGGUUGCGAUGAUAUUGGGUCGCACUAUUGCAGGUAUUGGCGCCGGCGGCAUCCUCUCAGGAGCUCUGACUAUUUUAUCGCUGUCUGUCCCUCGAGCCCAAGUUGCCGUGUUCAACGGCAUUAUCGGAGCUGUCAAUGGAGUCGCAUUUAUCUGUGGCCCGUUGCUGAGUGGUGGGAUUAUUGAUGGCACCACAUGGAGAUGGAUCUUCUAUAUCAAUCCCAUUAUGUCCGCUCCGACCUUGGCUAUCAUUUUCUUCAUGGUGAAGAACGAACCGGCAAAAUCGGGGCCGACGACCUGGAGAGAGAAACUGGAGCAAUUGGAUCUGAUCGCUUUUACAUUCUUCCUCGGAUCCAUUCUGUGUCUGAUUCUGGCACUACUCUGGGGCGGCAAAGACUACGCUUGGCAAAAUGCCCGCAUCAUUGUCCUCUUCAUUCUCUUCGGAGCGUUCAUGGCCAUCUUCGUGACCAUGCAAGUCAAGAAGGGCGACAAAGCUCUGGUUCCGAUGGGGAUCCUCACAAGAAGAAGUAUUGCCUUCGGCAUGUUCUUCUCUUUUUGUACUUCGGGCACAGGGUUCAUCCUUGAGUACUAUCUGCCGAUCUGGCUACAAACAAUCAAAGAUUACUCCGUCAUAUCCUCUGCCGUGAAGCUGCUACCCAUCAUUGGCGCAGCAGUCAUCUUCACUACCCUAGCCGGCAUCCUCACCCCUGUCAUCGGCUACUACGUCCCGUUCAUGAUAGUUGCGACGGCACUGCUUUCAGUCUGUAUGGGCCUUCUGUCUACACUGGAAGCUUCCUCCCCUCUCCGUUUCGUGCUCGGAUACCAGGUUCUCGGCGGCAUAGGCUUGGGCUGUGCACUCCAGCAGACCCUUGUGGCAGCACAGACGAUCCUCCCGAUGAUGGAUAUUCCGAUCGGAGUGUCCUUGAUCGUCCUGGCGCAAACGCUGGGUGGGACUAUCGCGCUGUCGGCUGCUGAUGCCAUCUAUGCCGGGUCUCUGGCCUCAAGUAUCAGCCACCGGUUCCCUGAAAUCGAUGCCUCGACGGUGUUGAAUGCGGGCCAGGGAGAGAUUCGCAAUCUUGUGCCAGCUCAGGAUCUGAGUACCAUCAUUGGCUUUACUAAUGAUGCUAUUAGGAAGACUUGGUAUCUUUCUGCUGGGUUGGCUGCGGGGUCAAUCUUCGGGGUGUUGGGAAUGGAGUGGAGGCGGGUUUCUGCGCCGCAAAAAAAGUAG